CAACCCAACUGACACCACCAUCAAGUCGAAAGCAAUUUGUACAGCAUCGCCACCAGAUCGGGGACUCUCUUCGUACAGCGCCUGCGACGUGUGCGGCACCGUUCCUCCACUCGCCAUGUGGUCGCAAUGGCUUCGGCAACCCCCACAACGAUGAGCGCCAAAUACAGUGGAAGAGCUCUCUUCUUUGAUCAUGGUAAUGGGUGGUUACCUCUCUAAUAUGGAUGUGUUCACGCCGACAGUAGAUGACUUCAACAAAAUGAACAUUUGGGACGGGGACGGCGUUCCAACACUAUUCCCAACAGAUGUCCAUUCAUCUGCUACGCCACUCUCUGGUCAUCGGCAAUGUUCCGCUGGCUUUGCGCUCGUUUGUUGAACGCCUCUUGGAAACGCGUGAUGGAAAAAUCGUUCUUCAAUGGUGCCUGGAACAAGUUAAAGUCGUUAACACAGAUAUGGUACCCACGGAUUUGGCUUCAGUCACGCGCGCUCAAGACCUGCGAUUUGUACGAAAGAAUUUUCUACACGAUGCGACGAGCGUAACACAUUCCACUUGUUGUACUCUACUUCCGUCGCCACGCGGCUUUACACGCAGCAGCCCCACGCUCGCGGCGCCUCAAACGGCCUAUGGAUUCGGGACGUUUCAAAUCGCGAGCAACCUCAUCCUGACAUCUAUCGACGCACAGUGCACUUUGAUGCCUUUUCCGAGUCCUGCGACAAGACAGCCGCGCCGCCACUGCACCAGCGGCUGCCAGCGUCGUGUACCUUCUCUGCUACGUUAUGCUCAUGAUCCUGUCAUUACAGCGUCAGAAUAUUUAUGCCGGAGCAGCUGCCUCAGAAUGUUUCCCAUCUUGUUUCCUCGUUUCUCGGUGCUAUUGGAUAUGAGCAUAUUGCCUAAGGACUCGUCUUGUUUGGCGAGACGACACUUUGACAUGUAUGUGUUAGCUGUCAGACAGAUACCGACGACGGCUGCCAAUGUUUCGCCCAGCUAACGAUGAUCUGGACCAUUGUUGAUCGAUUACACCUUCAUGAAGUGUCCGAGAAAUAGAUCGAUUGGAGCUCCCAACUCGAGUUCGAGACCUUCGCAGAGUCACACUGACAACCGAGCACGGGCACGCGAUCAGUUGCAGCUCGCUAUCUGCACGACUCGGACGCUAGGUACCCUAGUCAUGAGCGUCUCUUCGUAUGUCGGAGAUCCCCAGCCUGAUGAGGCUGCAUGAGGCUCUUUCCGCUAUCUACACCAAACAGCUGUAGCCGCCUCAGAGGCCCACAGCCCUACGUCAAUUUUGCUAUCCACGCACACAGCAGGUUCAUGCCAUGUUUCAAGUGCGCACACUGACAUACGAUAGCCGCACUGUCUUUAC
Molecule: messenger RNA, 1358 nt
Organism: Macroventuria anomochaeta
Lineage: Eukaryota; Fungi; Ascomycota; Dothideomycetes; Pleosporales; Didymellaceae
Exons: 1
Coding region: 303-986 (227 amino acids)
Source: RefSeq, a predicted model, not a curated record